Penicillium daleae is the source of this 213-nucleotide messenger RNA. RefSeq names its product NAD-dependent 15-hydroxyprostaglandin dehydrogenase. Bases 1 to 213 code for a protein of 70 amino acids. The record is from RefSeq and is a predicted model, not a curated record. The transcript has a single exon. Lineage: Eukaryota; Fungi; Ascomycota; Eurotiomycetes; Eurotiales; Aspergillaceae.
AUGGAAAUGAUCGCCAAGGGUGACGAAUGGGUAACACCAGAAACCGUUGCAGAAGUGAUAGUUGACUUGAUUGAGAAGGACGAGUGCGGGACUGGAAGGAUUGAUGGUGGGACGAGUCUGGAAGAUGGAAAACGACUGUGUCGGGUGGAGCAGUUCAAUAAUCCAGGCCAAGAAGGAGCGGGCAAUAUGAUGAGAGGACAAGGCUACGAGUAA